Messenger RNA from Leptopilina boulardi, 1390 nucleotides. RefSeq names its product alkylglycerol monooxygenase-like. Gene Ontology annotation, cellular component: endoplasmic reticulum. The transcript is spliced from 9 exons. Gene Ontology annotation, molecular function: oxidoreductase activity; iron ion binding. The record is from RefSeq and is a predicted model, not a curated record. Gene Ontology annotation, biological process: lipid biosynthetic process. Lineage: Eukaryota; Metazoa; Arthropoda; Insecta; Hymenoptera; Figitidae. The coding region runs from base 47 to 1375 and encodes 442 amino acids.
GUUCAAAACGUACGAGCACAUAAUACGUAGUGUAUAGUAGUCAGUCAUGAAUGAAACCCGCGAAGUGUAUGCUUACAUGAGUUGGCUCAAACAUGCCGGGAAAUUGUGGUACAUUGUUAACCCUUAUGAUACUACAUUUCAGUUUGUAGAAGAUGUUCCAGAUUAUCAUAAGCAGAUUUGGUUAUCAUUCUUUGUACUUAUUGCAAUGGAAAGUAUUAUUUUGUAUACGAAUAAGGAAAAACGUUUUCGUCUAAAUGACCAUGUAACAUCUUUAUCACAUUGGAUUCUUCAAGAGACUGGACGAGUUUUCUUUCGUGGAAUCGAAUAUUACAGUUAUAUUUUGAUUUAUGAGAAGUAUCGGAUAUGGAGCCUGGCUUGGGAUUCACCGUGGACAUGGUACAUAACAGCAAUAGCAGUGGACUUUUGUUAUUACUGGGUGCAUCGGGCAAACCAUGAGGUACACAUAUUAUGGGCUCAACAUCAAGUUCAUCACAGCAGUGAGGAAUUUAAUCUUGCGGUGGGAUUGAGGCAGUCUGUUUUGCAACAGUGGUGCAGCUUUAUGUUUUAUUUGCCUCUUGCUUUCUUUAUACCGCCAUCUCAUUUUAUAACACACCAUCAACUCAAUUUGAUUUAUCAACUUUGGAUUCAUACAACUGUAAUUAAAGAUUUAGGUCCGUUUGAAUUUGUUUUUAAUACACCCAAACAUCAUCGAGUUCAUCACGGUUGCAAUUUAUACUGCCUUGAUAAAAAUUAUGGAGGAAUGUUGAUAAUAUGGGAUCGAAUUUUUGGUACAUUUAUGGAAGAACUACCUAAACCUGAUAUUAUUUAUGGAUUGGUUGUCAGUCCACAAUCUUUUAAUCCAAUUUAUUUACAGACAUUUUACACUAAAGCCAUGUUAAUUAGAAGUAUAAAAAUGAAAUCACUUCAAGAUAAACUUGCAGUUAUGUGGAAAGGACCAAGUUGGUUACCAGGACUUCCUCGACUUGGUCUCGAUAAAUUUAAAGUUAAUGUGAAGUCUAGAAUAAAUUAUAACACUUGCAUACCAAAGUGGCAAAAAUUGUAUAUAAUAAUACAUUUUUCACUUGUUUUGAAUUUUCAUACACAAAUUUAUGAUGAAUCAACAAAUGUUGAUAUAUUGCAAUCGACAAAUUUGAUCAUAAAUAAUUUAUGGAGCGUAACAUCAAUUGGUUUAUUAUUUGAUAAAUAUAAAUAUGGCUCUAUUGUGGAACUUACUCGUUGCAUUGUUUAUUUAAUUUAUUUUAGAAAUAUUUCAAUUUUUUUUUCUAAUCUAUUUUUUUUCUACAUAUUUUUUGGAUCUUGUUGUAUUUGGAUUCUAUAUAUUAUUCGAAAUUAUAAACUUAUUUUCAAAAAUUGAAAAAAAUUAAUGUUU